AUGGAGAAAGGGAAGCUUGGUCCGGAUGAUGCCUCCUUCAUUUGGGAAGAAUUUAAAAAGGGUUUUCAUGAGAAGUAUUUUCCCCAGGGUAUCCGAUUCCAGAAAUAUAGGAAGUUUGACCGAUUGGAGCAGGGUGAUAUGACAGUUGCCCAGUAUGCAGCAAAGUUUGAAGAGAUGUCUCAAUAUGCUCCGACCUUGAUAUCAGAGGAUAGUGACCGAGCAAGAAAAUUUGAAAAUGGACUCAGGAGACGGAUUCAACAACAAGUCGCUGCUUUUGAAUUGUCUAGUUAUAAAGAUGUGGUUAACAAAGCCCUGGUGAUAGAAAAAGGGCUUGACAAUGCCCAAGCUGCCAGAGAAAAGAAUAUGAAGAAAAGGUUUCGACCCACUGAUUCUCCAAGCUAA
This is a messenger RNA of Phoenix dactylifera (date palm), 402 nucleotides long. The record is from RefSeq and is a predicted model, not a curated record. NCBI's taxonomy places the organism in Eukaryota, Viridiplantae, Streptophyta, Magnoliopsida, Arecales, Arecaceae.